Molecule: messenger RNA, 423 nt
Organism: Trichoderma aggressivum f. europaeum
Lineage: Eukaryota; Fungi; Ascomycota; Sordariomycetes; Hypocreales; Hypocreaceae
Exons: 2
Coding region: 1-423 (140 amino acids)
Source: RefSeq, a predicted model, not a curated record
AUGAAGACAUCUUUUUUCCUCAGCUGCAUCACAGUUGCGGCCACAGUCGCUGCUGCUCCUGUCCCUGGAACCGACGCUGUUGCUAGCUACGAAUGGAAGAAAGACACCCAGAGCACUGAUGGCGUUGCCAGUUACCAGUGGAAGAAGGAUACUCAGAACACCGAUGGUGUUGCUAGCUACCAAUGGAAGAAAGAUACCGAGAGCACUGAUGGCGUUGCCAGUUACCAGUGGAAGAAGGAUACUGAGAGCACUGAUGGCGUUGCCAGCUACCAAUGGAAGAAGGACACCCAGAGCACCGAUGGUGUUGCUAGCUACGAAUGGAAGAAGGAUACCGAGAACACUGAUGGCGUUGCCAGUUACCAGUGGAAGAAAGACACCCAGAGCACGGACGGCGUUGCAAGCUAUGAAUGGAAAAAGGAGUAA